Molecule: messenger RNA, 450 nt
Organism: Westerdykella ornata
Lineage: Eukaryota; Fungi; Ascomycota; Dothideomycetes; Pleosporales; Sporormiaceae
Exons: 1
Coding region: 105-350 (81 amino acids)
Source: RefSeq, a predicted model, not a curated record
UAGGUAAGCAGUCAGGCACGACGCCAUCAUCUCGGCGCACGCCCGGCGCCUUUUCCCCUCGCCGAAGUUUCACAUGGGGGAAGAUUUGUGCUAGACUAGCGCCGAUGAAACGAAGCUUGACUGGACGUCAUGCCUACACAUUCACCAACACACUUUUUCUACAGAAAGCCAAAAAACAAUUGUUGAGGCAGGUUAUUCCCGCCGCACAAGGAUUUCCGAACACUGAUAAGGCCCAACAGCCUGUUUUGAAACGCCUCGUGUUUUCCCGCGUGCCGGCCUGUCGCAUUCCGUCGGCAUUCCGUCAAAAUCCUUGGACAUGGCCCUGGCAGAAAAAAAGGCGGCAAGGUUAGACCGGGGUGCGGGGUGCGGGGGAAUCGCUGUUGAGCUCUGCGGAAAUUGUGGCCUCACUCGCAGUACAAAUAAUGUACAGACAACAGGAGCAGCGCGACG